AGUUGUAAAAUUUGACCAAGUAUGUGAGAAAUAGAUCUGGUUAAUGCUCUGCUUGUUUUUGAGCCAUUCUUCUACUACCGACUGUGUUAAACAAGAUUGUUUUAUUCAUAAUUAUUUUAUCAUAUAUCACCAAUAGUUUCACUCGUAUUUGGAUCAACUUGGACUAUUUUUUAGUCCAUGGUUUAUGAUUAUUUUAAGGUACAAAUUUGCAAAAGCCAAGAUGCCUUCAUCUAAAUUAUUGGCUAUGAUUCGUGUUGUACACACUAUUUGAUACUUGUUUUUUUUUUCUUCUUCUUCUUCACAAUCAGAAUAUAUAUAACCCCAAAUGAAUGUAUCGUUUUCCCAGUCCUCACAGAAAAAUUAAAUGAUGGCCCAUGUCCUGAAAUAUUCUCCCUUCGGUAAGACAAAUCUUCUACCCAAAAAACAGUACAUCACUUCCACAAUUCGACUCCUCCCACUUGCACUUACCAUAACACUUCUUUGCCUACUCUCUCCUCACUUGUUCAGUUUUCUCUCUUCUUCAUCAUCAUCAUCACUUCCAUGGCUCAAGUCUCACAUGUUUAGCUUUAGUUUUCACAAGUGCAGCAUUUUUCGAGGCAAUUGGGUUUAUGAUCCUUACAAGAGGCCUUUCUAUACUAACUUCACUUGUCCUGAGAUCUAUGAUCAGCAGAAUUGUAUGAAGUUUGGAAGACCAGAUUCUGAGUUCUUGAAAUGGAGUUGGAAACCAGCAGGUUCUACUUGUGAUGAUCUUCCUACUUUUGAUGCUGCUCAGUUCUUGGAGCUUGUUAAAGGCAAGUCAAUUGCCUUUGUUGGAGACUCAGUGGCCAGAAACCAAAUGCAGUCAUUGUUGUGCCUCUUAGCCACAGUGGAAUAUCCAAAAAAUGUGUCUUCUAAGACACAUGCAAAGGUCAGACGUUGGCUCUACCCCAGCUAUAACUUCACGUUAGCGUCGUUUUGGUCACCUUAUUUGGUCAAAGCCAAAGAAGCUGACACAAAAGGCACAGUACACAAACGGCUCAUGGACCUUUAUUUGGACCAAGUUGAUAAUGCAUGGACAGUUCACAUGGAGUCAUUUGACUACGUUAUCAUCUCAGCCGCACGAUGGUUCUUUGGUCCCGAAAUAUACCACGAGAAAGGUCGUGUCGUUGGGUGCAAUUAUUGCCUUAAAAAUGACAUAAAAAACCUCACAAUGGCCUAUGGCUACAAAGGGGCCUUUAGGACAGCCUUCAAGGCUCUUUUGGGGCUUGAAAAUUUCAAGGGAGAGGUAAUUCUGAGGACCCUUUCACCUGCUCAUUUUGAGAAUGGUGAGUGGAAUGAAGGUGGGGAGUGUAGUAGAACAGAACCGGUUUUGAGGUCAGAGAUGAAGCUGAGUUGGUUUGAGAAGGAACUGUAUUCGGGUCAGAUUGAGGAGCUGAGAGCAGUGGAAAGAGAAGGUAGAAAAAAGGGUGUGAAGUUUAGGGUUAUGGAUAUAACUGAAGCCAUGGUUGCAAGGCCUGAUGGGCAUCCAAACCAUUUUGGGCACUGGCCACAUGAGAAUGUUACCAUUGCUGAUUGUGUUCAUUGGUGUUUGCCUGGACCCAUUGAUACUUGGAAUGAGUUUUUGUUUCAAAUGUUAAAAACAUGACUGAAAUUGAUAAUAUAAAUUAUUUGAAUUUUUUGAAAA
Humulus lupulus (European hop) is the source of this 1663-nucleotide messenger RNA. Its product is annotated as protein trichome birefringence-like 19. The transcript has 2 exons. Gene Ontology annotation, molecular function: O-acetyltransferase activity. The coding region runs from base 365 to 1624 and encodes 419 amino acids. Gene Ontology annotation, cellular component: Golgi apparatus. Lineage: Eukaryota; Viridiplantae; Streptophyta; Magnoliopsida; Rosales; Cannabaceae. The record is from RefSeq and is a predicted model, not a curated record.